Messenger RNA from Mucor velutinosus, 366 nucleotides. RefSeq lists its product as uncharacterized. The transcript is spliced from 4 exons. NCBI's taxonomy places the organism in Eukaryota, Fungi, Mucoromycota, Mucoromycetes, Mucorales, Mucoraceae. The coding region runs from base 1 to 366 and encodes 121 amino acids. The record is from RefSeq and is a predicted model, not a curated record.
AUGUUGAGAAUAUCACAGAGAACCAUAAACACAGCCGCACGACGCCAAUGGCACACAACUAUCGAGCGCCGUGUCUUGACAAGCAGAUUACUGAGUGGAAAUGUCAAAAAGCCAUCCUUAUUAGCUGUUGCAUUGACCAAGCAGCCCAUGGCUAGCAUGUACUAUGGAGCCAAGCGUUUCUACAAUGGCGGUACACCUGGCCAAGGUGGACAAGGAUUCAAAUUGAACCCCAAUCAAGAGCAAGAGCAGCAGAAACCAUUGGAGCAAUUCGGCAUCGAUCUUACAGCAAUGGCAGAGAAGGGUAAACUAGAUCCUGUUAUUGGUCGUGAUGAGGAGAUCAGAAGAACAUUAGAAGGUAAAGCAUAA